AAACGAAAAAGUACACUCACACUCAAGAAAUUGGCUAGGAUUUAACAGUAGGAAAAUAGCCACUUUUUCUGAGUUUGAGUGCGCUUUUUUCUUUCAUACUUGUUUGUUGACAUGUAUUUCUCAUUUCCUCGAUCGAGUCGUAGUAGUCUUUAGUCCAUGUGUGACAAUAUUUUCGUCUUCUUAAUGGAUGUCUUGCUUCGGCAAUUUCGGUCUGUUCUUCCCAUGAAGUGCAUCAUUUUCAAAGAUGCUUUAUUCUCUGGUCUCUAAUACGCGGUAUCCUCUUUGGCCCGAUGACGCUUUGUACCGGCAGCACAAUCGCAGCGUACACGUACAUACAUUUGAUGAAAACUGGUGGGGCAGAGUUCGUGCUUGAGCAAACGGGCUUGGUGGGUUCCUCUUCUCUCGAAACCGCGGCAAAAUAUGGCGAGAGAUACGGUAUGCUCGGAUUGUUCGCCAUUCAGGUUUCUCCGGUCCCGGUGCCGACGGCUAUCCUCGUGGUCACAGGCAUGCUGUCUGGGGUAGAGGAGUGGGAGAUCUAUGCCAUCGUCUCGUUUGCGAAGUACUUGCAGUUGGUAUUCGGCGCACUCGUCUUGCAGUACACGGUCCUAUACGACAGCGAAACCGGGGAAAAGAAGAAAAUUGAGGCUGUCAUUGACGAAUACGUUUUUGGAGGAGGGAAGAAAAAAGAGGAGGAAAAAACUUCCUCAUCUACUACAGAAAUGACGGCAAAGAAACAAAAAAAGCGCGCAUGAAACACCCAUGGUCGUCACACCAUCAGGCUCGACAUGAUCAAGGUACUCCCAUUUCUCACUUUCACCUUGGCGGGCCUCAGGAUAAUCAUGAUUACACGUGUAUGAGAUAUCAGCAUGGUUUUGCCGCGUCGCUUACGAUGCUCACCAUGAAAAGCAUCUUACUGUUAGUACCCCUCCCGCAAGCAUACAACCGUUUACAGUAUCCCCAAUGUGGAAAGUUGUCUUUUCCAAGAAAGUUCAGAU
Molecule: messenger RNA, 995 nt
Organism: Amoebophrya sp. A25
Lineage: Eukaryota; Dinophyceae; Syndiniales; Amoebophryaceae
Source: the annotation of a GenBank genome assembly